Pectinophora gossypiella (pink bollworm) is the source of this 2773-nucleotide messenger RNA. RefSeq lists its product as uncharacterized. NCBI's taxonomy places the organism in Eukaryota, Metazoa, Arthropoda, Insecta, Lepidoptera, Gelechiidae. Bases 1 to 1527 code for a protein of 508 amino acids. The transcript is spliced from 8 exons. The record is from RefSeq and is a predicted model, not a curated record.
AUGAGGAUAAAGCUAGAAGCUCAAAUACGUGUACAAGCAUUAAGAAAAUUUGCACAAAACAAACCAAAGACUGACGGUAGCCAUGCAGCCGUCAAGCACGGUCCUUCGAAGGAGGUUAAGAAAGACAGGAUUAUCCAUAAGCACAACCAACUGUCGGCUAAGAGUCUUCUGGACAUCGUGUCAUUCCAAAAUUUACACGGACACUCCCCUGUAGUAUUAGUGGAUCGUUUGAGUCAUAAUUUCGAGACUGGCAGUCAGAAUGGACGAGAGACUGGCAGUAGAGCCACGUCAGUGGGUAGUGGGGUUCACAGACCCUCAGGAGGCCGCGACCUCGCCAAAGGCUGUGACGCGUCUUCAGGGCGAGAAGGAAAAAGAACAACCCCAUCCCGUGCACCGUCUUCAUCGACGUCGAGUCAGGAUGGCGAGUGCUUUAAACGUCGUGAUUUACCAAUAGGAGUCGCUAAAUCGGAUAAAAAGCCAGCAACCCCAUCCCGUGCACCGCCUUCAUCGACGUCGAGUCAGGAUGGCGAGUGCUUUAAACGUCGUGAUUUACCAAUAGGAGUCGCUAAAUCGGAUAAAAAGCCAGCAACCCCAUCCCGUGCACCGCCUUCAUCGACGUCGAGUCAGGAUGGCGAGUGCUUUAAACGUCGUGAUUUACCAAUAGGAGUCGCUAAAUCGGAUAAAAAGCCAGGAACCAUCCGUACACGGCGCGCACCGUGGCCUGAGCCGUUGUUCACCUCGUCGCCCAACUCGCCGCCGGCCCCGUCUCCCGUUUGUUCGCCCGACCCAUCGCACUACCUACGGCCGGCCGUGUCGCCUGCCCCGUCACUCGGACCAUGGUCGGUUCCGUCUCCUACCCCGUCACUCGGAUCAUGGUCGGCUCCGUCGCCUACCCGGUCACUCGGAGAAUGGCCGGCCCCGUCUCCCGUCCAUUCGCCCAAGUCGACGCCCGCCCCGUCAGCCAACUCGUCGCUGACCCUGCCACCGAUCCGGUGUCCCGUGCCGGCACCCAACCGGUCGCCAAGGCCGGCCCUGUCGCCUACCCCGUCACUCGAACCAUCGUCGGUUCCGUCUCCUACCCCGUCACUCGGACCAUGGCCGGCUCCGUCGCGUACCCGGUCACUCGGAGAAUGGCCGGCCCCGUCUCCCGUGCCGGCACCCUACCGGUCGCCAUGGCCGGCCCUGUCGCCUUCCCCGUCACUCGAACCAUCGUCGGUUCCGUCUCCUACCCCGUCACUCGGACCAUGGCCGGCUCCGUCGCCUACCCGGUCACUCGGAGAAUGGCCGGCCCCGUCUCCCGUGCCGGCACCCUACCGGUCGCCAUGGCCGGCCCUGUCGCCUACCCCGUCACUCGAACCAUCGUCGGUUCCGUCUCCUACCCCGUCACUCGGACCAUGGCCGGCUCCGUCGCCUACCCGGUCACUCGGAGAAUGGCCGGCCCCGUCUCCCGUUCAUUCGCUCAACAAUAGCCGUCGCCUAACUCGUCGCUCAACUCGUCGCCGUCUGAGUACUACUAAACAUCCGUAAAUAGCAGAUGUUGCCGAAUCCGCUGGCGUGAAGGCAAACUACUAACAAACCCAACACUAAAGCCAAGAUAGGCGAAGCGCAAGUGCCAUGAUCACGGGACGACGAAACAAUGUACGUAUAGAAAUACAUAAUUACUGAAAAUUUCAGCUGUGGAGCUGUUGCGUUUUUUGAGAUACAGUUGAUGUUUCUUACUAAAGGUAGGAGAAAUAAAAGGUUUCGAAGGAGCGGCGAGUGGUAAUUUUAUGUAGGGUAUUAAUGACAUUGUAACGAAUAUACUAAGGGGAUGACUCAGACUAUGAUUCUGAGUUAAUAUCAAGUGGAAUUUUCCGUCGCAAAAUUCAUGAUGAUUUUUUAGACUUUUUUGAUAAUUUUCAAUUCUAUACUUUUGCGAUGGAAAAUUCUACUUGAUAUUAAUCAGAGUAAUCAACUGAAUCACCCCUCUCACUAUUUGUUACGAUGUCACCUUACACCCCAUACAAAUAAAUACAGGUAGCCAUACAAGUACGUACGGGUGUUAGUGACACCAUAACCAAUACUGAAGGGGAUGCUUCAGACCAUGAUUCCGAGUCGAUAUCAAGUGGAAUUACCUGUUGAAAAAGUCAUGAAAAUUUUCUUCUGUACUUUUGCGACGGAAAUUUCCACUUGAUAUCAACUCAGAAUCAUGGUCUGACUAUAAUUCUGAGUUAAUAUCAAGUGGAAUUUUCCGUCGCAAAAUUCAUUAUGAUUUUUUAGACUUUUUUGAUAAUUUUCAAUUCUAUACUUUUGCGAUGGAAAAUUCCACUUGAUAUAAUCAGUGUAAUCAACUGAAUCACCCCUCUCAGUAUCUGUUACGAUGUCUCCUUACACCCCAUACAAAUAAAUACAGGUAGCCAUACAAGUACAGGUAGGGUGUUAGUGACACCAUAACAGAUACUGAAGAGGAUGAUUCAGACCAUGAUUCUGAGUCGAUAUCAAGUGGAAUUACCUGUUGUAAAAGUCAUGAAAAUUUUAGUAUUUUUUCAGUUCUGUACUUUUGCGACGGAUAAUUCCACUUGAUAUCAACUCUGAGUCAUCCCUCAAAGUUUUCGUUACUUAAUAAUGUUACAUAGUUGAAUUGGGAUUGCCUGUAAUGACUAUGUAAAUUGUGUAUAAAUAAAUAAAUAAAUAUGGAUAAGUAUACGACUUCGAUGAUUAUGAGAUUGCAAUACAUUACAAUUCAUUUUGUAAGUGUACUAAUUUAUUUUUUUAUUAUUAACACAGAUCAUCU